GUGCACCCAAGGAGGAACAAACAUCAGCCUCAGCUGUAGAGGGUGUGUACAUCUAACCAUGAACCACAGAACACACACACACUUUAAAUACCAUUAUCAACUGUCAGAUGAUCCAACUCGGUUUCACUCAAUGACACCAUCAUGGAAUCCUCAGCACCGUUUUUUUUUUUUUUUUUUCCUAAAUGUUGCUCACUGCUUGGAAAUCCUGGGGCUGGGUGGAGAGAGGAUCCUUGAGAUCACUCACAACAUCACAGCAGUCCUGGGAGAGGACGUCUACCUGAGCUGUAGUUAUCUGGGCGAGAGUGAGAUCCAGAGUGCCGAGUGGAAACGCCAGAUUAACUCCAAAAUUACAUCCAAGCGACUGGCUGGAUUUUUUAAUGGCAAACCAUUUAGCCGCGAUAACAUCUCAAAGCCAGAGUCUCUCACCAACCUCACAGUUAAGAUGAAGGUGUCCAAUGUGGAAGCGGAGGGAGAAUACAUCUGUGAGUUUGAAUCAGAGGAAAACCAGUAUUCUGACCGUGUAUAUCUCACUGUCGUAGCUCGGCCAGAUGUACAGAUGCUGGUGAACGCAGAGACCAUAAACGGCUCUCAGUACCAGUCGGUGUCAUGCUCUGCGGUCGGUGGCCGGCCUCUGCCUCAAGUCAGCUGGUUAGUCGCCGGCCGACCUCCUUCAGAUGACACUUUUGCUGUGGGCGUGAGUGAAACCAUUCACUCAAACGGCACCUCCACUCUGAGCAGCAUCCUCCGCUUCCCCACGCACCUGCAGGACGAGGACAGCGUGACUUGUGUGGUCCAACACCCGACCCUCCCAGACCCCAAAGUCACCAUGGUCAGGGUGGAGACCUACACGAGGCCAAAUGUGAGCAUUAAAGCAGAGAUGGUACAACAAGGAGGAAGUGAGUUCUGGGUGGUCUCGUGCAUUUCAUCUGGAGGGAGACCUGACGCUGACAUCACCUUGGUUUUGAACAUCCAUGAAGAGCUGCAGAGAGAGAACGACACAGACUCGGACAUGCAGACAAGCUCAGUCGUCCUCCCUGCAACAGUGUAUGAGGGCCGUAAUGUCACUUGUGUGUUUGACCACCCCAAAUUUACACAGCAAGUGUCACGAGUCAUGACACUGCCGUCUUUUUAUUUGUCUGGAGUUCAGUUGAUGUACUCAGAGCUGGGAAGCAACAGUGAUGACCUUCAAGGCACUCCACCUUUAGAGGUGCAGGAAGGACGGAGAGACACCGUCAUCAGCCUGCAGGUCACUGGGAAUGUGCCACAUUACAACGUUACCUGCAUAAAGGAUGCCGGGCCCUUGCCUGACGGUGUGGAGCUGGUUGGCAGCAGCCUGACAGUUCAGGGUCCUGUGGAGCAUCAGCAUGCCGGCCUGUAUGAAUGCUUCUUCUCCUAUCACCAUCUUAAAACAACGCUGAAGUUUAAUGUCACAGUUAAACCUCAAGUUAUACGGCCUGUUCCUCCAACAAUUCGAGUCGACUUGCAGACUGAAGAUGGACACUGGGUGAUUGAGUGCUCAGCAGCUGAUGCUGUUCCUGCAGCCAACAUGUCCUGGCUUCUACCAGAGGGUCUGUCUGGACUCUCUUGGUUCAAUUUCACUUCUCAUAAUGGAAGCCACUCUGUCAGGGGAGUUUUACUCCUCCCUGCCUGCUUGCCUUGGGAGCUCACUGCGGAGUGUGUGAUAAAUCACCCUGCGUUUGAGGAACCUGAGAACAGAAGUGUCACCCUCCCUCUUUGCGCUCACCCUGAAAUCACCAUCAACUCCAGCACUGAGUGGAAAGACGGUGACGAGUUCACGAAGGUGGACUGCUCGGUGGACAGCGUUGCCCCUGCAGCAAUCAUAAGCUGGCGCGUUGGAAACGUGGACAACAGCAUCAGUUAUGUGUCUGAGACCGAAGUCCAGGCUGAUGGUUCGGUAUCGGCCCGGAGCUCCGCCCAUGUCUUGUCAUCUCUGUAUUCUGGUCAGAAUUUGACCUGCACAGUGGAGCAUCCAAGCCUGGAGGUGCCAGAGAAAAGAUCAAUACACGUUCUUGUGCACAAAGCCCCUCUGCUGAGUGUGUCUCUGGUGAGACAGCAGGACUCUCCUCUCUGGCUGGCAGUGUGCGACUUCACAGGCGAGGGUGUCGGGGCUGACCUCGCCUGGGUCCUUCCCGAAAAUGCCAAAGGCCAAACAUCCCUGCACUCAGAGUAUGAGGGCUUCGUCAUUAAAGCCAGACUUACAUAUCAGUUUCCUCUGGCCCGUCAUGAGGGGGAGGACCUGACCUGUGUGCAUCUUUUUGAACAUGGUGCCACAGAGAAAAAGUCCAUUCAUGUCCCCAGAUACCAUAUCUCCUCUGUGAGAGUCCUAAACCACACGACUCCUCUGCAAAGCCGCUACGGUGGUGAAAUCAUCACACACAGACUGGCUCUCCAGGAAAAACUUCACGACCAGAGAGUGCUGCUCCGAGUCGUAGGCAACGUGCCAGAGUACAACCUCAUCUGUAAAAGGAGUGACGGCUCAUUUGUCCAAAUGGACGGGCUUGCAAUGGUCUUCCAGUCAGAGCUCAAGGAGCAGGAUGAAGGCCUGUACAGCUGCCGGGCGUCCUUCUAUCACCACACAGCCACAGUCAACAUUCAAGUGGAGGUCACGGACGAGGACAAGCAGCUCGCACUUGCCGCCAUGAUCUGCAUUUCUUCGGCCUCGGCCAUCAUCCUCGUCCUCGUCGUCACCCUCUGGGUGUGCUGCAAAAGACAAAGCCGGUCACAAUAUAAGAAAAAGGAGUCUCUUGCUGCCUUGACAUCCCUGACGCAAGAUCCCGGCUCUCCUCAGGUGAAGAAGCCGGCGGGGACAGAACAUAACAAUAAAGAAUACGCUCAGAUGGUCAGUUACUCCAUCGUCCUUGACAUCAAGAGCGCAGUGUGAAGAUAAAAAAGAAUUUAGACGUACACAUUCUGCUUUGCAUUGUGCACAAACUAGAUAUGAAGGCUUACUGGAACUGCAGGAUUUAUCAUUUCAGUGUAUGUUCUUAUGAGUUCAGCAUUAUAAGUGAAACAAUCCUUUUUAUGUACUGAAAUGUGAGUUAUUCGCAAGGAUUUUUUGAAUGAUAGGCAUUACUGAUUUUAAAGCAUUACCUUUGCACUUCUUCAUCGACAAAAUUUUGUUUAUUUUUUAUGUUCAUUGCUGUUGUCAAUAAAAUCAUCCAAAUAUC
Messenger RNA from Cyclopterus lumpus (lumpfish), 3188 nucleotides. RefSeq lists its product as uncharacterized. The transcript is spliced from 14 exons. The coding region runs from base 59 to 2902 and encodes 947 amino acids. NCBI's taxonomy places the organism in Eukaryota, Metazoa, Chordata, Actinopteri, Perciformes, Cyclopteridae. Gene Ontology annotation, cellular component: adherens junction. Gene Ontology annotation, biological process: heterophilic cell-cell adhesion; homophilic cell-cell adhesion. The record is from RefSeq and is a predicted model, not a curated record.